Vicia villosa (hairy vetch) is the source of this 1005-nucleotide messenger RNA. RefSeq lists its product as uncharacterized. The record is from RefSeq and is a predicted model, not a curated record. The transcript has a single exon. The coding region runs from base 1 to 1005 and encodes 334 amino acids. Lineage: Eukaryota; Viridiplantae; Streptophyta; Magnoliopsida; Fabales; Fabaceae.
AUGGAGAGCUUAAUGAAGCAAAUAAUAGAAGACAUGCGUGUUAAUGAAAUCAAAGAGCUUGAUAUGAUCAAAGUCGUAAUUCAAUCUGUCAAGAAAGAGAUUGAAGACGAAAGGAGGUUAAGAAAGAGUUCAGAAAGCCGAUAUCAGAGCCUUGCCAGGGAGCUUUCGGAAGUGAAGUCUUUGUUCUGUUGUAGUUUGAGAGAUCUCGAAAGAGAGAAAAGAACAAGUAUCCUUUUGGAAAAUUUGUGCGACGAUUUUGUUGUAGGAGUAAAAGAUUAUGAACAUGAAGUACGUUCUAUAACGCACAAUGCGAAUAAAAACCACAUCGAAAACAAAAGUAGCAUUGAUAGACUAAUACUUCAUAUUUCAGAAGCUUGGCUUGACGAGCGCACGCAAAUGAAACUACUUCAUGACAGUCACAAUGGUAAUGAUCUCCAACAGACACAUUUAAUUAUCGAUAAAUUACACGUCGAUAUUGAAACAUUUCUUCGAGCAAAGCAAUCUAUCGACUCAAGUAAAUAUAGUAACUCCUCCACUAAGAAGGUCAAGGAAAUUUACCCUUGCCUACAUUCAUUGGAUUCCUUUAAACUAAAGGAAACAAUAACUUCACCUCAUAAUUUUUCUAAGAAAGCUUCCGUUGGUACCGACAUUGUUGAAGAGAAAAUGAAUGCUGAAAAAGGACUUACCAAACUCAAAAACAUGCCAUGUGAGACAGAACAAGGUCUACCAGAAAGUGAUAAAUGCAGGACAAAGAGAAUUUAUUUAAGUCAGAGCCUAGUUGGAAACAGUUCCAUUUCAUCAGAUGGUGAUAAGGUGUAUCCUGAGAGUAUUUGCAGGGAAGAUUCAUGUGUUCAUUCAGCAGUUAAUGUUAAGGGAAGUCCUGUAAAACAGUGGAAAACAACAUUGGCUAGGGAAGUAAAAGACAAUAUAUUUAUGGCAAAAUUGAUUGAAGCAUGGUUAGAGGAACAUAAGUCUCAGUUAAAGACUAGAAAAUUCUCUUUUUGA